Molecule: messenger RNA, 1472 nt
Organism: Rhodamnia argentea
Lineage: Eukaryota; Viridiplantae; Streptophyta; Magnoliopsida; Myrtales; Myrtaceae
Exons: 4
Coding region: 151-1275 (374 amino acids)
Molecular function (GO): protein binding
Source: RefSeq, a predicted model, not a curated record
AGGACAAAAAGGAUUCCAUGGGAAAAUCCAUGCGAGACGGAUGUCUUGUUUGUAUCCAAAGAGGUGGGAGGAGUAUAAUUUGUUUUUUCGGUCAAAAGAGGGAUGCAAAUUUGAGGACUGCUAAACAAGUGAGAAAACCACUUCCUAAAUAUGAACAGUAAUCUAACUAGAACAAAAGUGUUGCCAUGGCCCCUCAAAACGACAACCCGUUCCACCUCCGAAGGUGAAACGAGUAGAUCAAAAACGGCGCCACACUCCCCUUCAAUGGCCGACCGUUUUCUCACUCAUUCUCUUGGCGCGUUUUCUCUCUUUAAUCUUCUCUCUAUGGAGAUUGAGGGCGAAGAAGGUUCGAAGGUCACGCUCAAAAGAGCUUCAACGACGACACUCUUCGGCAGAGGACUAGGGUUCAACACCGACGACCGAAGCGUGUCUCGCAAGCACCUGCUCCUCCAAGUCGGCGACGAUGGAACGCCGGAGCCUAGGGUUUCGUUCCAGGUUCUGGGGAAGAACCCGGUGUGGGUCCGGAGCAAAGGUGGCGGAGGGAUUCGGAUGUAUCGGAGGUCGGAAAGCGGCGUAAUCGGUGUCGGCGACUGGUUCUGUGUCUCGGGGGGGAGGCCAGUUUGGUUUGUUCUGAAGAAGAUUGGAGAUGAAGGCGGAAGUGGGAGCGAGAGGAAUUCGGAAUGUGAGAGCGAAUUGGCAGAGAGUGCUGAAUCUGCUGAUGUCUCGAGUAUUGACCCCGUGAAAGAGUUUCGUUUUCUCAUGAUUGGACAUGAGUUUGAUCAAUAUCCUAAGCAAAGGCUUCGCAAUGCAAAGCAUUGGGAUUGGUUUCUCAAGGACCCAGGUAAAGGCUGUGAUGAUAGCGGGGAUGAAAAUCAAGGGACAAAAGCGAAGCGCAGAGGUAGGAGAAAGAGGAGACGGGCUGAGGGCAAUAUCGGAGAUGAUGAUGAGUGGACUGGCGAGAGCGAAGACGAGAAGGAUGUUUUGGCUGCUGUGAGAAAGGCUAAGAAACCAUCUUACUGGACAAGAUCCAAUGACAACAGGAAAGUGAAACCUCCCAACAGUACAAGAAGUGGCGGAACAUCUCAGAAGAAGAGAAGUCUUCGUUCAGAGGAUGAAGAUGUUGAGGAUGAAGAAGACGAUGAAACAUUGGGAGGGUUCAUUGUAGAUGAUGAAGAUGUCGAAGGAGGACAAGAAGAAGGGACUGAGGAAGAGGAAGAGGAAGAGGAAGAGGAAGAGGAAGAGGAGGAAUUCAUUGAUGACGAGGAGGAUGAGUAGUUCAAGUAAUUUACUUAGGGAUGUGAGAAACUUUGACGUGCAUUUAGCUGACAUGAAUGCUGUAUGUUUAACGUAAACCAUGUAAUCUAGUCUUUUCACUGUUCUUGUUUUUAGUGUUAGAAGUCCUGUACCAUAGGCUGUCGCUGUCUCUGUUGUUGUGAGAUGUUUUUUUGGAGUAAAUAAUAAGUCAUUCAUCA